Molecule: messenger RNA, 2310 nt
Organism: Elaeis guineensis (African oil palm)
Lineage: Eukaryota; Viridiplantae; Streptophyta; Magnoliopsida; Arecales; Arecaceae
Product: receptor-like cytoplasmic kinase 185
Biological process (GO): protein phosphorylation
Molecular function (GO): protein kinase activity; ATP binding
Source: RefSeq, a predicted model, not a curated record
UCUCGGCUUCUCUCUCUCUCAACCCGGCCUCUCUCCCACUCUUAUUUCCCUUGUUCUUUCCUUGUUUUUAAAUAAUAAUUUUAUCUCACCUUCUCUCUUCGUUCCCGUUCUCUCCCUUUAAUCCUCUUCUUUCCGUCGUAAAAAUUCGAUCUUUUCGGUUCUUUGAUCUGAUCGUGGCGAGAAUACUAGACUCUGCUGCAAUCAGUAAGAACCGCGGAGGAGGUGAAGCGGCGCUGCUGUUAGAGCUCCCAGUCGGAGGAUUUUUUUUUUCUCUGUUGUAGAUUUCCGUUCGUGAUUUGGGAUGGGUUGCUUCCCCUGUUUUGGAUCGCCCGACCAGGAGAAGGAGGGGAAAAGUGAGGUGAAGGGAGGAGGGGAUUUCAAGCAGGAAGCUCCGGCAGCCCCAUCGUCGCAUCAUGUGGCGAGGGUCAGCUCUGACAAAUCGAAGUCCAUGAGCGGUUCAGAGUCCAAGAAGGAAGCUUCAAUACCCAAAGAAGGAAAUGGUGCGCAUAUUGCAGCACAGACUUUCACUUUUCGUGAGCUUGCUGCUGUUACCCAGAACUUUAGGGCAGAUUGCUUUUUGGGUGAAGGAGGCUUUGGUCGUGUAUAUAAAGGACGAUUGGAGAAUGGACAGGUUGUUGCUGUGAAACAGCUUGACAGGAAUGGCCUUCAAGGAAAUAGAGAGUUUCUGGUGGAGGUUCUUAUGCUUAGUCUCUUGCAUCACCCUAAUCUUGUCAAUCUGAUUGGUUACUGUGCUGAUGGUGAUCAACGCCUACUCGUUUAUGAGUUUAUGCCACUGGGAUCACUAGAAGAUCACUUACAUGAUCUUCCAUCUGACAAGGAGCCCCUUGACUGGAAUACACGGAUGAAGAUAGCAGCUGGUGCAGCUAAAGGAUUGGAAUACCUGCAUGAUAAGGCAAAUCCUCCAGUAAUUUACCGAGAUUUCAAAUCAUCUAACAUCCUUCUUGGAGAAGGAUAUCACCCAAAACUGUCAGACUUUGGGCUUGCAAAACUUGGUCCUGUAGGUGACAAGACUCAUGUCUCAACAAGGGUGAUGGGAACAUAUGGUUAUUGCGCUCCUGAGUAUGCUAUGACUGGACAACUUACAGUGAAAUCUGAUGUCUACAGUUUUGGUGUUGUCUUCCUUGAACUAAUUACAGGGCGUAAAGCAAUCGACAACACUCGGCCUGCUGGGGAGCAAAAUCUGGUGGCAUGGGCUCGACCAUUAUUUAAAGACCGAAGAAAAUUUCCCAAAAUGGCUGACCCGUUGCUACAAGGCCAUUACCCAGUGAGAGGCCUAUACCAGGCCCUGGCUGUUGCAGCAAUGUGCUUACAGGAGCAAGCGGCAACUAGACCUCUUAUAGGAGAUGUUGUGACUGCACUUUCAUAUCUUGCUUCACAAGGUUAUGACCCGAAUGCUCCUGCUCAAAAUAAUAAAGUUGGUCCAUCUACUCCUAGGGCUAGGGACGACCGAAAAAGCCUUGGUGGUGGGAGCCAUCAACAUGGUGUUCAAUCACCACAUAGAAAUUCUCCUGACUUCAGGCAGAGGGAUCUUAUCCGAGGAGCAAGCUAUGGAGCAGAUAUUGGCAGAGGUGGUGCCGGUGGUGGCUCUGGACGGACAUGGGGGUUGGAUGAGUUAGAGACAGAGGUAUCUCAGAAGGACAGCCCAGUUGACAUCGGAAAGGAAAGGGAAACCCCAAAGAAUGUCCACCGAGAUUUCAAUAGAGAGCGUGCUGUUGCCGAGGCUAAAGUAUGGGGUGAAAAUUGGAGAGAGAGAAAGCGGACAUAUGCACAGGGUAGCUUCGAUAGCACAAAUGAGUAGCUGAGAGGUGGUUCCAGACAACCCUUUACCGGGUGCAUUUGAUCUUUGUUGGUCUUAUAGCAGAAAUGCAUGUAUAGGUCAGCACUCUGUGGAUCAGAAGGCAUCAUCUACACCAUCUUGGUUCCAUGUUCUCUCUGUGAAUAAGAUUGAUGUUCUCUGUCAUGAGUGCUGCUCCUUUUGUAAUUUUUCGGUGGAGAAUCAGGUCAGAUGCCUCUCCAGGUAUUUCCUGGAUGGAUGUAAAGUGUUUUAUGAGUGGAAGCCUUGUCAUUUCUCUGUGAUGAAAACCAAAGAUAAAAAAAUGCAUCGAAAAUAUAGAAUUGCAUUCCAGAGCAAAAACAUGUAGCCUAGCACUGGUAUGUUUUAUGUGCAAUUUGUUGCACUUUGUAUUUAGGGCAUUUCGAGCCUAAAGUACAAGAAACGAUUGUCAUAAUUUUUGUCCAUAGAGUUGAAUCGGAGUUUCCUUUGGUAAUACCUAUAUUUCAUAUGACUAC